Hydra vulgaris (swiftwater hydra) is the source of this 809-nucleotide messenger RNA. The record is from RefSeq and is a predicted model, not a curated record. Lineage: Eukaryota; Metazoa; Cnidaria; Hydrozoa; Anthoathecata; Hydridae.
GAAGAAAUGAUCCAAAAAUAUCCGGUAUUGGACGCCGUGCCCAAGAAAGUCAUUGUCCACGAUGCGGCGGCAAACAUGAAACAUGCUGCGUCAAUCAUGAACAAAACAAAAUAUGAAUCACUGUUGUGUGCAGACCACCUACUAAACACUAGCCUGCUACAUGCUACCAAUGAAGUGCAAGAAGUCAAAGAAUGCAUAGAUAUUGCCACACAACUAUCUAGCAAAGUCCACAGAUCCACCUUAGCUUGUCAACUUAUUAAAAAAGAGUGUAUGUUGCUCCGUGUAAACUAUGUUAAAAUCAUUGCUCCGGUAAAAACCAGAUGGAAUUCUAACUGUUUUAUGCUGGAGUCAAUCCUUAAACUUAAAGAUGUGUUGAUUUCUCUUAGAGAAAAAGAUGCACUAAAUAACAACCCACUACAGAACGUUAUUCCAAGUGACAACCAAUUUUCACUGAUGGCUUCACUGAUGCCAGUCUUAAAAAAAAUGAAGAUUAUGUCAGAUUUCAUGUCCAAGGACACUGAACCAGUGCUUCAUCAUAUGCUAACUAUGCUUUCUAAAACUGACAAUUUUUCUUCAUGACCACAUUGAUAUGGAAAACAGAGAAAUAGUUAAUGCUUUUUGUAAAAAACUAAGUGAGCAUUUACACCUAGCCACGCGAUUCAAUGAACAUGGAAGAUAAAACCAACACUAUGCCUUGGGAAACCUUCUUCAUCCGUACUUUAGAGGUUAUAAGUUUUAUUUCUUGGUAAAAAAAACAUUCUUUAAUAUUCUUUAUUUGUUAAAAGACUAAACUUAACAGUUAUUGUUUA